This is a messenger RNA of Coregonus clupeaformis (lake whitefish), 2662 nucleotides long. RefSeq names its product gametogenetin-binding protein 2. The transcript is spliced from 15 exons. NCBI's taxonomy places the organism in Eukaryota, Metazoa, Chordata, Actinopteri, Salmoniformes, Salmonidae. Gene Ontology annotation, cellular component: cytoplasm; nucleus. The record is from RefSeq and is a predicted model, not a curated record. Bases 248 to 2503 code for a protein of 751 amino acids.
GUUGCCAUACCUCCAAAAUCCCAAAACGGGUUAUAGACUAGGUUAAGGUUAAGGACGUCCCAAGAAACACGGAUUGCGCGAACCUUGCCCGGAAGUUAUUUUUGUUCGUACGUCUUGAGUGCAAAGGUUACAUGAAUAUUCCGCCGCUGGCGCAUACACCUCUGUGACCGUCGCACUUGUUUGUUUUUGUAUAAAAAGGCAACUUUUAAAAGCGGUACUGCGACCACCACGACAGGAGCUGGAAAACAUGGCGCGCCUGGUUGCGGUUUGCAGGGACGGGGAAGAGGACUUCCCUUUCCUCGCAAGACAGAUUCCCCUGUACAUCGAUGACACUCUCACGAUGGUGAUGGAGUUUACUGACAGUGUCAUGAACCUUGACACUCACCAGAUCAACAGCUCUCAGAUGAAGCAGUUUGUUGAGCAUCACAGCAUGCUGAAGCAGCAGGACCUGAACAUCGCCAUGAUGGUAACUUCCAGGGAGGUGUUCAGCGCCUUGGCCCAGCUGGUGCCGUGUGUGGGCUGCAGGCGGAGUGUGGAGCGCCUUUUCUCCCAGCUGGUGGAGUCCGGGAACCCGGCCCUGGAGCCCCUCACUGUGAAGCCCACCGGCGUGCUGUCUGUCACCAAGGCCUGCAUGGCCGACGCAAAGAUGCUCUACACCCUCUUUUACGUCCACGGGUCAAAGUUAAAUGACACGAUCAAUGCCAUUCCAAAAAGCAAAAAGAAUAAACGCUGCCAGUUGCACUCCUUAGACACACACAAACCUAAGCCUUUGGGAGGAGAAGGGAGCGUAGACAAAAUGCUAGGUUUAGAGAACAACAAAGAUGGAGGAGCCAAGACAGACAGCAGAUGUAGCGUCGUUUUUCCCUUUGGACGCUGUCCGGCCCCCAGCAGGGGAAGCUGGAUGGAUGUGUGGGAGCUCAUGUCUCAGGAGUGCAGGGACGAGGUCGUCCUGAUCGACAGCGCCUGCCUCCUGGAGACCCUGGAAACAUACUUGCGCAAGCACAGGUUCUGUACUGACUGCAAGAACAAGGUACUGAGAGCGUACAACAUCCUGGUCGGGGAGCUGGACUGCACUAAAGAGAAGGGCUACUGCGCUGCCUUGUACGAGGGGCUUCGCUGCUGUCCCCACGAGCGCCACGUCCACGUCUGCUGUGAGACUGACUUCAUGGCACAUCUCCUGGGCCGGGCCGAGCCCGAGUUCUCCGGAGGUUACGAACGCAGAGAGCGGCAUGCCAAGACCAUUGACAUUGCACAAGAGGAGGUGCUGACCUGCCUGGGCAUCCACCUGUACGAGCGGCUGCACAGAAUCUGGCAGAAACUGAGGGCAGAGGAGCAAACCUGGCAGAUGCUCUUCUACCUUGGCAUCGACGCUUUACGCAAAAGCUUUGAGACGGCUGUGGAGAAGGUGCAGGGCAUCAGUCGUCUGGAGCAGCUGUGUGAGGAGCUGUCGGAGGAGGAGAGGGCCAAGGAGCUGAAGCAGGAGAAGAAGAGACAGAAGAAGAAGAACCGACGCAAAAACAAGUGCAGCUUCGACGUGUCUGUGCAGGAGGCCGAGGGCAAGGACAAGAGCCUGGAUGAGGGUUCAUUAGAGUCUGUGGAGAGUGGUGGUGGCUGCAAGGCCUGUGGAAGCCGAGAGGGGGAGGGGGGGCAUGUCGGCUGUGUGGAGGUCGUCGUCACCAGCAACGAGAGCCCUACUUCCUGCAGCUGCCCAGACGGCAACGUGCCCAUCCUGGGCUCUCCCAAAGUCAAGAAAGGUAAUGCUGCCACCACCAUCCAACCAUCACUCAAGACCAGACACCUGACCCUUGGUCUGUCACCUCACAGCAAUGGGAGUGACUAUGGCUACUCUUCUAGCAUGGAAGGCAGCGAGCCUGGUUCACAGGAAGGCUCUGACGUCGCCUGCGCUGAGGGAAUCUGCAACCACGACGAAGCAGGAGACUACUUGUGUGGUCAUCACUGUGCUGAAGACAAGGAGGACGGCGGGGUGGACAGCUGUGUGGAGUGCUGGGCCAACUCAAAAGAAAACACGAAGAAGAAGAAGAAGACUAGGAAGAACAAGGGCUUGUUGUCUUACCAUCAGGGUCCAAAUGCAGAGGGUUGUGUUGUGGAAGAGAACAGGAGAGCGCAAAACACUGCUGCAACGUCACCGGUGUGCAGAACCAAAGAGACGUGUGCCCAGCUGUGCCUCGACACCUGUUCUAGCAUUGCACUGCCAUGGGGAGAACAUCGGAAGAACAUGAGCUAUUGUCUGGAGGCAAAUAUCUGUGGUCAGGAGGAUACCAAUGCCAAGAGUCUUAUGGAACUACUGGACGACUCUGAAGUGACUUCAGAUGAUGAGAACUGCCUCACGCAGGACGAGAUCCAGUCGUUUGUGGACAACAACAAGUCCUUCUACAACAACCGCGACCAGUACCGACAGCACCUGAAAGAUAAAUUCACCAAGUACUGCCGCGGAGGUGGAGAUUGGUUCGCUGCUGCCGCCGCCACCACCAGCGUCAAUUAAUGAAUUAGCUGCUGUUGCACUACUCUGUCGUGAAAUCUUGUUAAUGGGACAACACUCAUGGUGAUUACCAGAUUACCACUGCUCUGCUCGUGCCACCUUUUUUAUAGGGAGAAAGAAUUCAGUAGUUCAUUUUGGUGUCUUGUUCAAUGAUUCCUUAUC